UCCCUAUAUCUCCACAACCACAAUUGCAACGUAAUCAACAAUUACACACCUUCUAAAUGAAUCUAAAUGCCAUUCCAGUAGCAAGACUUGGAAUGAUUCAGAUUCACUAUAGCAUUUAUAAAAUUGUACCCUCCACAAGUUCAGCUGCCAACUGAAAUACUUUAGCCAUCAAGAUGGUUCCCAGAAGAUCUUUUUUACUUCAUUUGUUUACGUCUUAUAUCUCUUCAGUACAGUUUCUUUUGCUACCACUGAGCAAGCAGUAGCUCUUCUCAAAUGGAAAGCAACUUUCUAGAACCAGAGUAAUUCAUUAUUGGCUUUAUGGACUCUAAGUACUGAUUCAUGCAUGGACUGGUAUUGUGUUACAUGAUUUAAUGGUCUGGUAAACAUGUUGAAUAUGACAAAUGCUAGAGUCAUAGGUACACUUUAUAAUUUUUCUUUUUCAUCGCUGCCUUUUCUUGAUUAUCUUGAUCUUAUCAUGAACCAUCUCUCUGGCACCAUCCCACCUGAAAUAGGAAAGCUCACUAAUCUUGUCUAUCUUGACUCAUCGAUGAAUACGAUUUCAGGAAAAAUCCCACCACAAAUCGGUUCGCUAACAAAGCUUGAGAUCCUCCACAUCUUUUUCAACCAAUUAAAUGGUUCCAUUUCCGGGGAAAUAGGUCAUCUAAGGUCUCUUACUGAGCUGGAUUUGAGUUCUAACAUUCUUCAUGGUCCCAUAUAUGUUUUUUUUGGGGAAUUUGAACAACUUGUCUUAUUUGCAUCUUUAUGAUAAUCAGCUUCCAGGUUCCAUUCCUCCAGAAAUAGGAAAACUUGUCAAUCUUGUUGAUGUUGAUCUUGAUACAAAUCAGUUAACAGGUCAUAUUCCUUCGAAAAUAGGUAACUUGAUCAAUGCCAAAUAUUUCUAUGUUUUCUCCAAUAAAUUGUCUGGUCCUAUUCCUGCUGAAAUAGGGAAGAUGGAGUCACUUGAGGAGUUAAGCUUACACACAAACAAUCUUUCUGGUCCAAUUCCUAAAAUAAUAGGAAACUUAACUGAGCUCAAACUCUUGCACCUUUAUUCCAACCAACUUUUUGGUCCCAUUCCUAGUGAAUUGGGGAAUUUAAAAAACCUGAAUGAUUUGGAAUUUUCCAUUAAUCAACUUACUAGUCCAAUUCCUGCUUCCUUUGGCAAUUUGAGAAACUUGCAAAUGUUGUUUCUCCGUCACAACAACCUUUCUGUUUCUAUUCCAAAAGAACUUACAUAUUGGGAUAAUUUGGUUGUGCUGGAAAUGGAUGAAAAUCAGUUUUUGGGCCAUUUGCCUGAGCAUCUUUGCCACGGCGGGAAACUUGAGAACUAUACGGUAAAUAAUAACAAGCUGACAGGGCCAAUACCAAAAAGCUUAAGCACGUGCUCGAGUUUCAAAAGGGUUCACUUUGAUAACAAUAGUUUCACCAGGAAUUUAUCUGUAGCUUUUGGUGUCUAUCCUGAGCUUCAGUUCAUUGAUUUGAGCAACAAUGAUUUCAAUGGUGAACUCGACAGCAACUGGUUGAAAUACAAGAGUUUGACUGAUUUGCGGGUUGCUAGAAAUAACAUUAGUGGUAGCAUACCACUAGAGAAUGGAAACGUUAAAGGGUUUCAAGGACUUGAUCUUUCAUCCAAUCAUUUGGUUAGGAAAAUCCUUAGGGAAUUCUGAAAAUUAGCCUCUCUAGUUAAUCUCUUUUUGCAAAAGAACCACAUCUCUGGAAAUUUACCUGGGGAACUUGGGUCUCUAAGAAAGUUACUGUCCCUUGAUCUAUCAGAUAAUAGAUUGAACGGGUUGAUCCCUACAUUUUUAGGAAAUUACACUAACAUGUUUCUCUUGAACAUGAGCAACAACAAAUUUAGCCAAAAAAUUCCAAUAGAGAUAGGGAGGAUGACUCAACUUAAUGUACUUGAUUUGAGCCAUAAUCUUCUUGUUGGAGAAAUACCUAGUCGUUAGCCAAUUUGAAGGCCUUGAAAAA
Messenger RNA from Capsicum annuum, 1974 nucleotides. Its product is annotated as MDIS1-interacting receptor like kinase 2-like. Lineage: Eukaryota; Viridiplantae; Streptophyta; Magnoliopsida; Solanales; Solanaceae. The record is from RefSeq and is a predicted model, not a curated record. Bases 705 to 1667 code for a protein of 320 amino acids. The transcript has a single exon. Gene Ontology annotation, molecular function: protein binding.